AUGAACUCGACCUCGCGCAAAAGGAAGCAUCGUUCAAACAACCAUGCCUAUCACCAUCCUGCUGGCUACCCACCUUCCUCACCUCACCAAGAAACCUUCCUCAGCCACCACGAAGCGUACACCAACACCGCCUCCCAUCGACCUGCAGACCUUGAUUCCCCAAGGCAGGAUGUGGACCCGCUCCAGGUGCUGUACAUCCAAGCACACGAAGCGGAUGUCGUUCGGGGGCCUACGGCUAGGGUGGCUGCUGAGUCACUCGAGGUCAUCGAGUACCGGCGAGAUGGGACGCGGUGGAUUGCUGUCCCGAAGAGGGGCUCUGCGCUGAUUAGGGUCGGAGGAGAGGCGUCUACGGGAUACGGAAGGUCUCUGUCGAUUGAGGACGACGAAGAUGUCGUGGCAGGCCCAGCGAGAGAAGAUGAGUCGGCGGUGGAGGGGAUGUGGGUCGACCGAUACGAUGCACGUCUCCUCUUAGACUCCCUGCCCACCUCAACUCCAGGGGCAAGCACUACCUCAACUUUGACUACGGCACCACCGGAUUCGCCAACAGGAUGGUCGGACCUUCCCUCUGACUCGGAGGACACGUUCUUUCUCGACCCAGACGAGGUGGAGGACUUCCAGCGCGAGAAGCGUCGUCGGGAGCUCGAGAAAAUCAGGGGGGAGAGGCUGAAAGCCCGUAUGGAGGAGGAUGGUGCCGGCCCGUCUGUGCCAGCGGAGGAUGUUUGGGGUGGGAGCGACGAGGAGCCCGACGACACUGUCAAGCAGCUCAUCGAGCGCACGGCGGUGCAUAUCUUGUCCUCGCCCAACUCUGCCCAGCUCGAGAUGAAGAUCCUUGCAAACCAUGGCGCGGAUAAGCGGUUUGCUUUCCUGCGUGGUAGAUGGAGCCGAGCAUGGAAUUUGGCUAAAGCCAAGGCUAGGCUGCAGAAGGAGAAAGAGAAAGAGAAGAACGACCAGAAGCCGCCUGGGAUGGGAUUAUUGGCUGGGUAUGGAAGCGAUUCGGAUGAGAGUGGUGGUGAGGAAGAUGGGGACAAAGAAGCUGAGGCGAAGCCAGCAGCAGAGGGAACAGCAACAACAGAAGUCGACGAGGAGGCAGCCAAAGAGGCAAGGCGGAAGAGGUUGAAGGAAUGGACGGACAAACGACGGAUGGCUGCUAGCUGA
Messenger RNA from Cyclocybe aegerita, 1155 nucleotides. Lineage: Eukaryota; Fungi; Basidiomycota; Agaricomycetes; Agaricales; Hemipholiotaceae. The record is from the annotation of a GenBank genome assembly.